GGAUCUUCCAUUUUUCCCGUGACUACUACCUUGCUUUUCGUCCUUGCCUCCUACUACUUUCCCUUUCCCUUUUAACCUACCAUCGAGUUUGCUCAACGAUCAAACCCUAAUCCUCAUCCUUCAGUUAAAGCACCAAUUCCUACCUCUUGAUGAAUCGCACCUGUUAUCGAUUUGCACAGAUUUUCCAUUUCUUUCGUUUUCAAUUUUUAUAACUAAUUAUUGUGAAACUCGCAAUUUCAGCCAUGAAUCGGGUCUCGGUGCUCUGGUAAAGCAUAUGAUGAUCGAGGUUCUUAGCACUGCGAAUCGAUUGCAUGGGUUUAGAGAAUGCCGGAGCUUCGUAGUGGAGUGCGACGUGGUCGUGCUGCGGUAGGUCAGAAAGGGUCGGAACCGGCGAGGAAGAACGUGAAGACUCGUGCUGCGGUCGCGGCGGCGCCGGAGAAGGGAAGGCCGAGGACUAGAUUGGCGGCGAAGAAAUUGGAGCGUGAGAAGCCGUUAAUCGUGAUAUCGGAGCCUGAUAGUAAUAUAGAACGGGCUAAGGCGAAGAAGAAUAAGGAAGAAGGUGAAGGCGUGAUGGGUGAUGAAAGUGGAGGCUUGAGUGCUAAUAAGGGUGUUGCCCCAGAGGAUGAUGCGAACACUCCACCUUUUCCUGAGAGGGUUCAAGUUGGAGGAUCCCCUAUGUACAAGAUAGAGAGGAAACUGGGUAAAGGUGGAUUUGGUCAGGUUUUUGUUGGCCGCCGUGAGCGUGCUACCGGCCCUGGAGCUAUGGAGGUGGCUCUGAAAUUUGAACAUAGAAACAGUAAGGGAUGUAACUAUGGCCCUCCUUAUGAGUGGCAAGUGUACAACACCCUUGGUGGUAAUCAUGGAAUACCUAAAGUACACUACAAAGGAAGACAAGGAGAAUAUUACAUAAUGGUUAUGGACAUGCUUGGUCCAAGUUUGUGGGAUGUCUGGAAUUCCUCAAGCCAGACGAUGUCUGCUGAAAUGGUCUCUUGUAUAGCUGUUGAGUCCUUAUCAAUACUUGAGAAGAUGCACUCCAAAGGUUAUGUACAUGGAGAUGUAAAGCCAGAAAACUUUUUACUAGGUCAGCCAGCUACAGCGCAAGAGAAGAAACUGUUUCUUGUUGACCUUGGAUUAGCUACAAAGUGGAGAGACUCCUCCUCUGGACAGCAUGUUGAAUAUGAUCAACGCCCUGAUAUGUUUAGAGGAACUGUUCGGUAUGCUAGUGUUCACGCUCAUUUGGGAAGAACGGCUAGUAGAAGGGAUGAUCUUGAAUCUCUUGCGUACACACUCAUCUUUCUUCAUAGGGGCCGAUUACCAUGGCAAGGUUACCAGGGUGAUACCAAAUCCUUCCAAGUUUGCAAAAAGAAAAUGGGAACAUCUCCUGAGAUGUUGUGCUGCUUUUGCCCUGCUCCUUUUAGGCAAUUUCUUGAGACUGUAGUGAACAUGAAAUUUGAUGAAGAACCUAACUAUUCCAAGCUAAUAUCUUUGUUUGAUGGUAUAAUUGGACCCAAUCCAGCAUUGCGGCCAAUUAAUACCGAAGGCGCUCAAAAGGUAAUCAUUCAGGUUGGGCAAAAGCGGGGUAGAUUGAAUAUUGAGGAAGAGGAUGAUUCACAGCCCAAAAAGAAGGUUCGUUUAGGGGUUCCUGCUACACAAUGGAUUUCAGUUUAUAAUGCAAGACUACCGAUGAAACAGAGGUAUCAUUACAAUGUGGCUGAUUCAAGAUUAGCACAGCAUGUUGAUAGAGGGAUUGCAGAUGGCCUUCUUAUCAGUUGCGUGUCUUCUUGUUCCAAUCUUUGGGCACUUAUUAUGGAUGCUGGAACGGGUUUUACUUCUCAAGUUUACAAGUUGUCACCUUUUUUCUUACACAAGGAAUGGAUCAUGGAGCAGUGGGAUAAGAAUUAUUACAUUACUUCUAUUGCAGGGGCCAAUAAUAGCAGUUCUCUUGUGGUGAUGUCAAAAGGUACGCAGUAUACUCAACAAUCAUACAAAGUAAGCGACUCUUUCCCCUUCAAAUGGAUAAACAAGAAGUGGAGAGAAGGUUUCCAUGUCACCUCAAUGGCUACUGCAGGAAGUCGUUGGGGUGUUGUUAUGUCUCGCAAUGCUGGAUUCAGUGAUCAGGUGGUCGAACUUGAUUUUCUCUAUCCAAGUGAGGGCAUCCAUAGACGUUGGGAUGGUGGUUAUAGGAUUACAGCAACUGCAGCUACAUGGGAUCAAUCUGCUCUAAUAUUAAGUAUUCCAAGGCGCAGGCCUGGUGAUGAAACUCAGGAAACUCUGCGUACAUCACAAUUUCCCAGCACACAUGUUAAGGAAAAAUGGUCAAAAAACCUUUAUCUUGCCUGCUUGUGCUAUGGGCGCACAGUAUGCUGAUUUGCUUUGCAGGUCAAAGGAUUUUAUUGACAAAGGAAUUAUGGAUUGUCUGCUACCCAAUCAUAUAAGAUCUAUUUUGUAGAAACUAGUUGUUCCAGCGGAGAGUCAUGUUGUUCUCUGUUAUACAUUAUUAUUCUAUUCUCUUCCCUUCUAAUAUAUGCUCUACUUUGGUUGGGGAAAGUUGCAGCAGUUAAGCUAUAUAUAUUCCUCCAAUAUGUAUAUCAGGUUUUAUCUAAAAACAAUUUUCGCGUGCUUAAUGCAACUAAUGUUCAAUUAGGUGUUUU
Gastrolobium bilobum is the source of this 2651-nucleotide messenger RNA. Its product is annotated as casein kinase 1-like protein HD16. Lineage: Eukaryota; Viridiplantae; Streptophyta; Magnoliopsida; Fabales; Fabaceae. Gene Ontology annotation, molecular function: ATP binding; protein serine/threonine kinase activity. Bases 325 to 2367 code for a protein of 680 amino acids. The transcript is spliced from 16 exons. Gene Ontology annotation, biological process: endocytosis; peptidyl-serine phosphorylation; signal transduction. The record is from RefSeq and is a predicted model, not a curated record. Gene Ontology annotation, cellular component: cytoplasm; nucleus.